Cannabis sativa is the source of this 1600-nucleotide messenger RNA. Its product is annotated as F-box/kelch-repeat protein At3g06240. Gene Ontology annotation, molecular function: protein binding. Lineage: Eukaryota; Viridiplantae; Streptophyta; Magnoliopsida; Rosales; Cannabaceae. The transcript is spliced from 2 exons. The coding region runs from base 172 to 1434 and encodes 420 amino acids. The record is from RefSeq and is a predicted model, not a curated record.
AUCUCUACAGCUAUUAUGGAUCAAUUGGACAGCCUGUAACUGUAAACAUUUUUAAAUGUUUCAUUCUCUCUUCUUUCUCUUUCUCAUCAGUUCAUACUAGUUUCAAACUCACAAUCCAAUCUUUUUCUGCAAACAAUCAAAGCUUAUUAUUAGUUGAUCAUUGUGGCAGAAAUGGUGAGAUUAUGUGAUUUGCCAAAGGAAAUAAUUGAGAAAAUCAUGUUGUGGGCACCUGCUGAUUCUGUGUUUCAGUUUAAAUUUGUUAACAAGUUUUGGUAUUCCCUUAUCUCGGGUUUGAUCAACAACCCGGAAUUUGUUUCCAAACACCUUCUCAUCACCAAAAACCAGUCCACUACAUCCUUACUUUUCAACUUGCCAUCCCCCCAUGUGGAUCAUCGCUUGAUCACAUUCCCAUUGUUGACUAUAACCUAUAAUGAUGAUGAUGAUGAUGAUGAUGAUGAUGAUGAUGGUAAGAAGGAUCAUUUCAUAGCAUCCACAGAAGCUUGUAGUGUACCGCUUAUUUGUAACCGGUUGUUGAAUAAAACCCAUGAGGAGGAUGAGGAUGAUGAUGAAGAUUUCAGUGUAAUACUUAUUCCUGAUGCAAGGUACAAGGAUAUGAAUCAAUGGAGGGAGGCUUAUGUAUGUGAUGGACUCAUUUUGCUAGUAAAUAAGUUUUGGACAAUGGUGUUAUGUAAUCCUGCUUUGAAAGAAUUCAUGGUUCUUCCACGACCGUACAACAACACAUUUCAAUCGUCUUUACCUGCUAUAGUAUUUGGAUUCGACCCAGUGAGCAAUGAUUACAAAUGUGUUGCAGUUUGGUGCAGUUACGAAGGAUUGAAAGUUGAGGUAUACACAUUGGGAUCUAAUUCAUGGAGAGAGAUCAACACACAUGAAGACAUAUGGGAUGACAUACAGGAUGAAAUGACGGAAGUUGAGGAAUUAUACGACGGUUUAUGUUGGGGAGGUGUUUGUUACUGGUUGGUUAAGGAUCCAUCCGGUGAGGAUGAUAACAUGAUCUUGAGUUUCAAUUUGAGUAAUGAGGAACUCCAACUCUUUCAUGUGCCAGAUCUUGAAGCUUUGGGCAUUGAAUGUGGUUAUUGGCUCCACCUUUCGGUGUGGAAUGAUUCAGUAAUGAUGUGUUUGACAACUGAAAACUUAAUCAUUCAUAUCUUUAGGAUGGAUGAAGCUGAAGAAGAUUCUUGUACCGAAUAUGAUGUGAAGGUUGGACCAAUACACAAUCAUCACAAAGUGUUACCAUAUUGGAAGAAUGAUGAGAUUCUAAUGAGUAUCUGGAAGGAAGACGAUAUGACUAAUCUAAAAUUGGUGUAUUGCAACAUUUUCACCCAAGAGAUGAGAGAUGUUUGUGAUAUGGAUAAGAGCAUAUUAGAUAGUUCAGUUUGUUCUUAUGUAAAAAGUCUUGUUUCUAUUAGGAGGUAAGUUUGUUUGUUUGUUUGGUUGUGAUCCUGUUAGUGUCACUACCUUAUAAUUGUUCUUAAACAUUUGUGUAUGUUGUUUUGGAAAGUGAUCUCAAUGUAAUGUUUUGUGUUUGUGGAUUGAUUCUGGUUUUUUGACCAUUAAUUCUGUUUGUAAGGUAAUUAUAGUU